Ilex paraguariensis (yerba mate) is the source of this 1044-nucleotide messenger RNA. The record is from the annotation of a GenBank genome assembly. Lineage: Eukaryota; Viridiplantae; Streptophyta; Magnoliopsida; Aquifoliales; Aquifoliaceae.
AUGUCACCAACUGACACAUCGCGGGAGGAGAAUGUCUACAUGGCCAAACUGGCAGAACAGGCUGAACGAUAUGAGGAAAUGGUUGAGUUCAUGGAAAAAGUUGCUAAGACUGUUGAUGUUGAGGAGCUGACAAUGGAGGAGAGAAACCUCCUCUCUGUUGCUUACAAGAAUGUGAUUGGUGCUAGGAGGGCUUCAUGGAGGAUCAUUUCUUCCAUUGAGCAGAAGGAGGAGAGCCGUGGAAAUGAGGACCAUGUCACAAUAAUUAAGGACUAUAGGGCUAAGAUUGAGGCUGAGCUAAGCAAGAUCUGUGAUGGUAUUUUGAACCUUCUCGAGUCCCAUCUUGUUCCCUCUGCUUCAUCUGCCGAGUCCAAGGUAUUUUACUUGAAGAUGAAAGGCGAUUACCAUAGAUACCUAGCUGAGUUUAAGACUGCGGCAGAGAGGAAGGAAGCUGCUGAGAGCACUUUGUUAGCUUACAAGUCUGCUCAGGAUAUUGCUUUGGCUGAACUGGCUCCUACUCAUCCAAUAAGGCUUGGACUUGCACUUAACUUCUCUGUGUUUUAUUACGAAAUCCUUAACUCACCUGAUCGUGCUUGCAACCUUGCGAAACAGGCUUUUGAUGAAGCUAUCUCCGAAUUGGAUACAUUGGGUGAGGAAUCAUACAAGGAUAGUACAUUGAUCAUGCAACUUCUCCGAGACAACUUGACCCUGUGGACUUCUGAUAUUACGGAUGAAACCGGGGAUGAGAUCAAGGAAGCUUCAAAACGUGAGGCGGGUGACAGACAAUAGCCGCGAGCUUCUGUAUGUUCCGUUUGUGCCUUAUUAUAGAUUUCAUUUGGGGGUGUUAGUACAUCUUCAUAGAGUCGAACUGCUGCUAUGUUGCUCAGUUUUACAUAUUAUUAGGUUGUAUUAUUGCUGUUCAAAAGAAUUGGGUUUGGUGGUUUUGUUAUCAGAGAUGUUGGUUAUUUUAGUGGUUUUCGUCUUGGUACGAAUUUGACAUGAUUCAAGUGGUUGCUUUUGUCGUUUUGGUACUUCAUAUUAUUGCAU